This is a messenger RNA of Durusdinium trenchii, 2080 nucleotides long. Lineage: Eukaryota; Dinophyceae; Suessiales; Symbiodiniaceae. The record is from the annotation of a GenBank genome assembly.
CACCAAUACCUUUAGGCGCGCGCGCCACGCGCCCCCCACGGCCGCAGCUGCGGAAAUUCAUGCAGCUCUUUCAACAGCUGGGCGAGGCCUUGGCGCGACUGACCAGUGGUCAAUGCGCCUGGAAUGACUUGACCAAAGCGGAACUCAGGAAUUUGGAGCUGGAGGAGCCAAAGUCAGCCAUCGAAGGACUCGAAGGUCUUGCUUUGGAGUAUUCGUGGCAAGAGCUCCAACAGGCAACUGAGAGCUUUGCUCCAUCGCGGCAGUUGGGUGCUGGGGCAAGUGGUACUGUCUACUAUGCCACCUUGUGUGAGGGCACGGAGGCCGCUAUCAAGGUCUUGGACGCUCCAGCGCGGGGAGGCUUUGACGAGGAGGUGCGACUCUUGUCGCGCUGCCGACAUCCCAACGUCGUUAUGCUUUUGGGGUUUGCUGAAGAGACGCAAUUUCCCUUUGCUCCCUUGCAUCGGCGUUGCGCGUUGGUCUACGAGAUGCUGCACGGGGGCGAUCUGUACCGAAGGCUGCAAAGGGACGAUAAGCCCUACCUUUGGCACGAUCGUCUUCGAACUGCCACAGAGGUCUGCCGAGGCCUUGCCCACUUGCACAAGCAUCGGCCGAAGAUCUUUCAUCGCGACAUCAAGAGCCAGAACAUCCUCUUCAGCACUGAUGGAACGGCCAAGAUUGCAGACUUCGGCCUGGCCUGUAUGGCUUCCCACCAUCAUGAACAUGAGCUGGCGACUGUGCAAGUGGCCGGCACCUUGGGAUACUCCGAUCCACUCUACACGAGGACAGGCGUGAUUUCCGAAUCCAGCGAAUGCUAUUCCUUUGGCCAGGUGCUGAUCGAGCUGCUGGUGGGUCGCCCACCCGCUGUGUUGGCCCAGGAUGGCCACAGCUGCGUCUUCUUGAGCGACGAGCUGCGGCCGAAGGAGGACAAGGCCAAGGGCCGCGUGCUGAGACGGCUCGAUGGACGCGCCCAGUGGCCCCUGCAGACUGCUGCCAGCAUGGCCACUUUGGCGCUGCUUUGUAUCCAUGACGACGCCGAUCGCCGCCCGUCCUUCUUAGAGGCCACGGACAUGCUGCGGGAUCUCACGGCGACCACGCGGCUGGACAGCGCCGUGUCGCAGGAAUGUGCUGAUUCGGAGAGAAGUCGCCAGUCAGACUCCAGCCAUGUGCCCGAAGACAAGUCCAAAACUGUUGUAGUUGAUGAUGAGGAGCGGGAUUCUGGAGCCUGUUCCCCGGUCCCUUUGAUGCAGCCCAAACUGCUGGAGCUUCGAUCUGCCGAUGUCUUGCAGAGGCUGCUGCGACAGGCACAGCAUCCCCACUUUCCAAAGCAUUUGCAAGUCCAGUCACCCAACAUGCCAUCGCCAAAAGUGCGAUUUCCACACCUCCAAGCGCCGUCAAUGCACACCACAGACACACACUCACCGGAUGUUGGACCUCGACCAGGGAUGUCUCCACACUCUCCGGAGGCAAGACAACCAGCACAAGGCUCGUCUGCGCCGCAUCAGGGCUUGCAACAUCCACCCUUGCAUCAGCGACUGCAGCUCUGGAACCAGCCGACAGGACCCGAGCUCGCUCAGCCACUGCACUUUUCAGUGGACACAAGGCCAAAGAUACAGCCACAAGCCUGGCCCCGAGCACACCUCUUGCAUGCAAAGUCCAUGCCGGACGCCUCACAGGCGGAGGUCGUGAAGGAUCUCAUGGAGCAAUUGCAGCAGUGGCCAGGCUCAACUGUUGUGCCACAGCUGCACUUGAGGCUUCCACGCCAGUUGCGGAGAUGCCAUGUCAAGGCGUAGAUCCCAGAACUUCAGAAGCCAGGAGAAUACCUUCAAUUUGAGGGAAGCCGUGCUUGCUUGCUCGCUUGUGCUUGCUCACUUGCUUGGCUGACACAGUCUUUUUUCCCGGCCAGAAUGGCACGAAGACAUGUGCGAAAAGUUAUGCUGGAGAUCACUGACAGUGCACUUCAGUCAGGUUCAUACUGUAGCUCUUUGAAGGCAGACAUGCCCGGAAUUCACCAACAGCCACAGUGACAUUCAGCUGAAAAGUGUGUGCUCAGAUAGACUGGUACUCCAGUUUCAAAAAGCUU